Xenopus tropicalis (tropical clawed frog) is the source of this 1659-nucleotide messenger RNA. RefSeq names its product serpin family B member 1 (gene serpinb1). The coding region runs from base 394 to 1527 and encodes 377 amino acids. The record is from RefSeq and is a predicted model, not a curated record. Gene Ontology annotation, cellular component: extracellular region; cytoplasm. Gene Ontology annotation, molecular function: serine-type endopeptidase inhibitor activity. Lineage: Eukaryota; Metazoa; Chordata; Amphibia; Anura; Pipidae. The transcript has 7 exons.
UUUUAGCAGGGCAUAAAGGCUGCACGGCUGUGUGGAAAAGAAACAAUGUAACACAGUCAAGUGAGGGCAGAAAUAUUCCAUUUACUAAAGAGGUUUACAUAAGUCUAAUGAUAUGAGAAAUGAUGAAGAUUUGCUUUAAUAUGAAUGAACUUGUUCAGGAUUGUGCACCUUUCCUGAUCACAGACACACCCAGUGAUGGAGCGCAGUUUGUUUGUGCUCACUUUAUCUUUUCUAUUUUACUGCCGUGACUCAACCCUUCCCUCUCCUCCCUCCUUGCAACAAUAUUCAUGCGCCUGUAACAGCUUUAGUUGGCCACAGCCCACCCCUCCUAGGCAUUCAUCUGGAUCUCUGCUACAUACAAGCCACUGGGAAGAUUAAAUACCGGGAACUGAAAUGGAGAAUUUAAGCUCAGCCUGCACCCACUUCUCCUUUGAUCUGUUCAGGAAGAUAAAUGAAAAUAAUGCAACAGGAAAUGUUUUCUUUUCCCCUAUAAGUAUAUCAACUGCAUUGGCUAUGGUAUUGUUAGGGGCAAGAGGAAACACCGCACAGCAAAUAUCCAGGAUUCUGCAUUUUGAUGCUGUGAAGGACCUCCAUUCAAAUUUUCAAACCCUAAAUGCUGAAAUUAACAAAAAAGACGUUUCUAGUUAUGCCUUGAAUCUGGCCAACCGGCUGUUUGGAGAAAAGUCUUUCAAAUUCCUACCAGAUUUUCUAUCAUCUGUCAAAAAACAAUACAGUGCUGACCUUGGGACUGUUGACUUUAUUUCUGCUGCAGAGGAUGCCCGAAAAGAAAUCAACACAUGGGUUUCAGAGCAAACAAAAGGUAAAAUUCCUGAAGUAUUGUCUGCAGGGGCAGUAAACAGCUUCACCAAACUAGUUUUAGUGAAUGCCAUUUACUUUAAAGGGGACUGGGCUAAAAAGUUCAAAGCUGAACACACAAAAGAUAUGCCAUUCCAGUUAAAUAAGAAGGAACAGAAGACAGUAAAAAUGAUGUACCAAAUGGAAAAACUUCCCUUUAACUACAUUCCUGAAAUAAACUGCCGGGUCUUGGAGCUGCCAUAUGUGGACUAUGAACUCAGCAUGGUUAUUGUAUUGCCAGAUAAUAUUAACGACGAUACUACUGGACUGCAGCAGCUUGAAAAGGAACUAUCUUUGGAAAAAAUCAAUGAGUGGACAGAAAAUAUGAUGCCCAUAGAUGUGCAUGUACAUCUGCCAAAGUUCAAACUGGAAGACAGUUACAAACUUAAGUCACAGUUAGCUGGGAUGGGAAUGGCUGAUCUUUUUGAAGCAGGCAGUGCAGACCUUUCUGGGAUGUCAGGAUCAAAUGAUCUCUAUUUAUCAGAAGUAAUUCACAAGUCAUUUGUGGAGGUGAAUGAGGAAGGGACAGAAGCUGCAGCUGCCUCUGCCGGAAUUGCAAUGAUGUGCCUCAUGAGGGAAGAGGAAUUUAAUGCUAACCAUCCUUUUCUGUUCUUUAUUCGUCACAAUGCAACAAAAAGCAUUCUGUUCUUUGGAAGAUACUCCUCACCAUGAAAAAAAUGAAAGGAAUUGUCUGUACACCUCAGCUUUGUCACAAAUCUUUUUGAAUUAUUUAGCAGUCCUUUGAAAUAGUUUGACCCUAGUUUUUCUUACUUUAACCAAUAAAAACAUGAUAUAAUGAUACAA